AAAGGCCAAAAGCAGUCCUGUGAAGUUGGCCUAGGUUCCUUGCCGGUUCUGCCUGGCUGUCCCUCCUCUCUUAGCACCCCCUCCCUCUUCCUUUCAGUUUUCUUGUCUUAGCUUUUGGUCGAUUCUUAAGGAACCGGUGGAUCAAGUUUUUUCUCUUCUUGUUAAUCGUGUUGCUGUAGCAGUGACUGACCUCUCUCUCUUUCUCUCUCUCUCUCUCUCUUUUUUUUUAAAUUCCCCUUUCCUGAAAGUACGUGUGCCAUUCCUGAGUGACUUUUCCUACUAGACCAUCCCAAAGGGACGAGGGGGAGGGGUAGAAGGAGGAGGAGGAGGAGAAGGAGGAGGAGAGGGGGCUGUUCCUUCUCUCUCAUUUCUUAGUUUUGUUUAUCUGCCGUGCUGCUUGCUGGUUUGGGGCUUGGAAUGACCCACCUGUAAAGGUUUUUCCUUCCUUCCUCCUCGCCUUGAACUCUGCAGGGGGCUUGGCUUGGAGAGUGCACGGGAGGGAGAAAAGGGUGAAACAAAAAACUUCUUUCUUUCUCUCGGUUCAUCUUCAGCCGGACAUUGUCACCUCCUCUCUGAGGGGUUAGAAGAAGCUGAGAUCUCCCGACAGAGGCUGGAAAUGGUGAUGAAUCUUUUUUAAUCAAAGGACAAUUUCUUUUCACUGCACUUUGACUAUGGAAACAGAGGCUAUCGAUGGCUAUAUAACAUGUGACAAUGAGCUUUCACCUGAAAGGGAGCACUCCGAUAUGGCAAUUGACCUCACCUCAAGCACACCCAAUGGACAACAUGCCUCACCGAGUCACAUGACAAGCACAAACUCAGUAAAGCUAGAAAUGCAGAGCGAUGAAGAAUGUGACAGGAAACCCCUGAGCCGCGAAGAUGAGAUCAGGGGCCAUGAUGAGGGUAGCAGCCUAGAAGAACCCCUAAUUGAGAACAGCGAGGUGGCUGACAACAGGAAAGUCCAGGAGCUUCAAGGCGAGGGAGGAAUCCGGCUUCCGAAUGGUAAACUGAAAUGUGACGUCUGUGGCAUGGUUUGCAUUGGGCCCAAUGUGCUUAUGGUACAUAAAAGGAGUCACACUGGUGAACGCCCCUUCCACUGUAACCAGUGUGGAGCUUCUUUUACUCAGAAGGGUAACCUUCUGAGACACAUAAAGUUACACUCUGGGGAGAAGCCGUUCAAAUGUCCUUUCUGUAGUUAUGCCUGUAGAAGAAGGGACGCCCUCACAGGACACCUCAGGACCCACUCUGUGGGCAAACCUCACAAGUGCAACUACUGCGGCCGGAGCUACAAGCAGCGCAGUUCCCUGGAGGAGCACAAGGAGCGCUGCCACAACUAUCUCCAGAACGUCAGCAUGGAGGCUGCCGGGCAGGUCAUGAGUCACCAUGUACCUCCUAUGGAAGAUUGUAAGGAACAGGAGCCUAUUAUGGACAACAAUAUUUCUCUGGUGCCUUUUGAGAGACCUGCUGUCAUUGAGAAGCUCACAGGGAAUAUGGGAAAACGUAAAAGUUCCACUCCACAAAAGUUUGUGGGGGAAAAGCUCAUGCGAUUCGGCUACCCAGAUAUUCACUUUGAUAUGAACUUAGCGUAUGAGAAGGAGGCUGAGCUGAUGCCGUCUCAUAUGAUGGACCAAGCCAUCAACAAUGCAAUCACCUACCUUGGAGCUGAGGCCCUUCACCCUCUGAUGCAGCACCCGCCAAGCACAAUCGCUGAGGUGGCCCCAGUUAUAAGCUCAGCUUAUCCUCAGGUCUAUCAUCCAAAUAGGAUAGAAAGACCCAUUAGCAGGGAAACCUCUGAUAGUCAUGAAAACAACAUGGAUGGCCCGAUCUCGCUCAUCAGACCAAAGAGUCGACCCCAGGAAAGAGAGGCCUCUCCCAGCAAUAGCUGCUUGGAUUCUACUGACUCCGAAAGCAGCCACGAUGACCACCAGUCCUACCAAGGAAACCCUGCCUUAAAUCCCAAGCGGAAACAAAGCCCAGCUUACAUGAAGGAGGAUGUCAAGGCUUUGGAUACUGCCAAGGUUCCUAAGGGCUCUCUGAAGGACAUCUACAAGGUCUUCAAUGGAGAAGGAGAACAGAUUAGGGCCUUCAAGUGUGAGCACUGCCGAGUCCUUUUCCUAGACCACGUCAUGUACACCAUUCAUAUGGGUUGCCAUGGCUACCGGGACCCACUGGAAUGUAACAUCUGUGGCUAUAGAAGCCAGGACCGUUAUGAGUUUUCAUCACACAUUGUUCGAGGGGAGCACACAUUCCACUAGGCCUUUUCAUUCCAAAGGGACCCCCAUGAAGUAAACUGCUCAUGAAGAAAUACUGCACUUACAAUCUCACCUCCCCUCAGAUGUUGACAAACCCCCUUUUUUAAAAAAAAAAAUUACUGUCAAUAAUUAUUUUGUGGACGCAGUGUCAUUUGCUCUGCCUGAUUAAAGUAAGGAAGAAACAGAAGAGAGAAAGGAUGGGGAUAUUUUUUCUUGAUAAUUUGGCUUGUUUAUUUUGUGGGAGUUUAAAGCAGUUCUCUUCUGCCACACUUAGAUAUAAUGCAUACCGUGCUUUGAAACAAAUCACUUGAUUUAUGUAGAUUUCCCUAUGGGAUUCUUGUUCACCACUGGUUUCGAGGAUUGUGAUUAGAGGCAAAAAAAAGUUUAGAAUUUUCUGAAUAGAACUUCGGCAGUUUAAAAUGCUAUAAGUAAUUGUACUACUUGAAGAAGAAUCUGUUGCAAAAUGUAAGCCGAUAUUUUUGUUCUUUAAAAAUCGUGGAACAAGACACAUUUACUGUUAUUUUUCAGUAAUAUCUCCUAGGAUGGAUUGAGUUGUUGUGGGUUCUGUGUUUACUUACCUUAUGGAACUUGUAAUUCAGUAUGUUUUACACUGUACCAUGCAGCAAAACUUUGCAACUACAGGUAGUUAAGGACCACUUACAACAUAUCUGAGGUCCUGUGAUCUUAUUUUUCUAAACUUAAGCACUGUUUUUUCCAUAGUUUUGAUGACUGGCAUUUUAUAGACACCCUGGCAGCCUUACUUUUAACACCUUUAACAAAUAGUAUUUUUAUGUAGUUUUCAGAAUAACACAUGGUCUAAGAGUGAAUAAGAGACAGUAAUUUCCAGAAGGGACUCUACCUUUCAUAAAUUAUUUAGAAACUUAAAAGCUUGCAAUGUGAUGGCAGCACAGUGUAUGUGCGUUCUUAAAGUGUGCUUACAGUUGUCACUUUAUCAACAUUUAAUCAGUGUUAACCAGUCAGCAGAAAAAUGUAAUUAGGUUAACAGUAGGGGUUGUGGAGGAGAAACCCACUGAGAAAUUCUUUUUCUGAUAUUUUUCUUUUCACUGUUUUUUUUUUUCCCAAGCUGUGACCACCCAGUGUUCUCUCCAUAGUUCAUUCAUCUUUUAUUCUUGGAGUACAAGAUCUUAAAAAUCUUGCUGUAGGCUCUUUCUUUCCAAAUCUCCUCGGAGCAAUUGCUAAUUUGACCUGAAUGUGGUGACUUGAACCCUGUAAGGUCAUUGAGCUAGAGCUAUUUAUUCUAGUAUUUUUUCAAUAAUAAUAUUUGCUACUUUUCCUGCAAAAGAAAGGGAACUUUCUUUGUAACCUGUACAGUGGAACAGAGAUCAGACACACAACAGGGACCUUUCGUCUUUCAUCAAGUCUAGAAUGUGGCAGAACUCCCAAGCAAAGGUCUUGUUUUUCUGUUUCAGAAAUACUCAGCUGUAGAAGUCCUUGUCAGAAACGAAUCUCAGCACCUGAUACCAAACUUUCCUUUGUUUAAUCCAUGAAUAAUAUAUGUUGCCAUAUUUCAUGUGUAGAUUAUAAUUUCAUUUACAUGGGUGCUCUAUUUUUUUCUUUCUAGUCCGACAGCAUUAGAGGGCAGAACUGAAUGAUACAGAUUAAGUGAUUUGGGGAAACACACUUGGAAGGCAGAACUUGUGUUUGAGAGAACAGCUCCUGGCCAUCCAUGAAUUACAAUUUGUGAUUCUGGAAUUCUGUGAAAGAGUAAAUCAUUGCUCCAACAGAUCAUUUAAUGGAAUGCUGAAACUGUUUUUUAACAGGCAUGAGGUUACUAACAAAUUUGAAGCAGGCCCCCAAAUGGCUCUUAACUCAUUUUCUAAUUUACCACUUGCUUGUUUAUGCAACUUUUAAGCAAUAGCACAGCUAGAACUAGGUAAGAAUGGUUACACUGCAGCUCCCUUUUUACUAGUCCCUGUCAUAAUUAUUUUUGGAGGAAUUUCCAGACUUCUCCUUAAGUGUAUAAGAGUGAACCAAAACAGACAUAUAUAAAAUGUCAACAGCUACCUUUUUAUUCCCCUGCAUGCCUUGGUACGUUGUGAGUUGGUACACGAUUCAUUCAGAGGUAAAACAUGUUUUUGAGACUUUCUCACCUACUCCUACCCCAAUUUCUUUCCAUCAUUAUUACAGUGCUAUUUCUUUUAUUCCUUUUGCAUAAAGUAACUAAUUUUUGCAUUUAUGAUUUUGUGUUUAAUGGCAGUUUAAGGAAACAUGUGCGUGCCAGUCCAUAUGUUCAUAAUGUUGGCUGUGUGGGGAUUUUAGCUGGCAGCAUCUUUGAAUUUCCUUCCCAAUAUGGUUUUCACUGGAUGGAACAAUUAUGUGCCUACCUGCCCUGGGAUGACACUGAAUCCAGGUGGACCUAAGAGUUGUGUAGCUCCAAGUGAGGACAGUGCUAACAUCCUCUCCUUUUCUCUGAUUUCAUCCUUUUGAGUAACUUACUUUAUUCAAAGUAGUUAAUAGUUAUAAAACUGUAUUUGCUACAAUUGUUUAGUUGCAUUUUCUUAGAUCAUGAUUUGAGGAACAGAAAGAAGUGUGGUAAGAAUAAAUGAGGACAAGGUUGAUUCAUAUUUAUAAGUUAGAAAGUUCUAUGGACAUUGUGCUUUCUUGGAAACUCUGGGGGGCCGUUUUUCUUGCUUUUCUUCACAAAAGGAAAUAAUGCAACAUGGUAAACUUAAAAAUAAGUAUAAGGGUCAGACACCAAAUAAAUCAAGUUUCACCUAACAGUUGUAUGCACAGUGUAAAAGGCAAGACUUCACAUUACAGAAAGUAUUUGAGAGGCAUGACAGUGGGUUACUCAGUGUGUUUUCUAGUUUGGCAAAAAUACAGAAACUUAUCACAUUGUUUUGCCCAAAUUUUGUGCAGAUAUUGUUGGAGAAAUGUGUUGCCUUUAAUUAGUAAUGAAUCAGUUAUAAAAAGCCAUUUCAACUGGGCUUUUUAAAACAGUGGAAUUUGUGAGCAGAGAUUGAAAGAGAUUCCAAGUUUAUGAAACAUUCCGUUAGCAAUUUUCUAGGGGGACAAAAUCAGAGAAUGACAGACUAGUAUUCAAUUUGGCUGCAAAGCAGGAAGUCAUUUUCCUACAGACCUACAGGCAAUUGUAUGUAUGAAUCACCCUAUAUUUCUGGGUGUCACACAUACUCAUUUAAAGCAGAUGUGUUACAUGAACAGAAGAGAGUUAAAAUUAUAGUUAAUACCUGACCAAUUAGGAGGGUUUACUUUACCAGACUGUAUUAAGAACUACUAAAGAAGUUACUGAUAUGUCUUUAGUAUUAGUGAUAGGUAUUAAAGCUUGGUUAUUAUUCACUUCCAGAACAAAUAAAACAGUGGAAAAAUUUAAUGCUGAUUGAAAGAAAUGUAAAGAAAUAUAAAUUUCUUUUGGACCAGGAAGAAAAUAUAGAAUUGCUAUCAACUUUCACUUGUUGGCACAAAGAGAAAUCCAAGACUAUUUUAGUGAUCUUUAGAAUUUUUUUGUUGUUGUUGUUGUUUUUGUGUCUCAGCUGUACAUCUCACAAAACUGUCAAGUCUUCAUGGUAUUUUAUCAAUGUUUAACCAGACUUCCAUUAGAGACAAUUUAAAUGAAAAUUAAUUUUUAAUAGUUUUCUCUUAUUUGGAUCCUGUUUCCAAAAUGAUUUCUUAACACUAAAAAGAGCAAAAGAGGCAGCAAAAAUACAAACAAAAAUAUGUACUACUAAUUUUAGGUUAGCAUUGACACUGGAAGAUGUACUGGCUGUAGCUUCUUUUAAAAAAAAAGCCCUUGGAUUAAUCAUUGUACAUAAAUAACCAAAAUUUGUUAUCAUGUUCACUUUUAUUUUAUAUAUCAUUUGAUAAGUGCUAUCUGUAUGAAGAUUACUCUUGAACAGAAAAUUUCCCAAAUCCCAAAGAAGAAAAAAAAAAAAAAAGAGUAUGGAGAACAAGAGUAAAAUGAAGCUUAUAUAUACAGUUUUUUUUAGUUCUCCAGUUUCUUCAACGUGAUUAAAUAUAAUUAUUGAUCCCUUAAAAUCUUGAAUUUAAUGCAUUGGUGUCUUUUUAAAAUACAUUCAUGGUGUUGGUUAGCUUUCAUAGCUCAACACCACUUUAUUAUGUAUUUUUAAAAAUCACUUAGAAUUGAAUACUAUAAUUCACCUUUAUGUCCCCUACAGCAAAACUGUUAGAGCAAUUUCUAAUGCAGAAACUUUCAGCUUGUGUGUUCAAAGGAAAUCCUGAAACCAGAUUCUAAUACCUUUUCAGUUUGAUAGUACUUCUGAAUACCAUUGUAAAGUCAUGCAGGUAGAAUACAGUUAAAUCCUAGCUGGGAAUUGAAUGAUGGCAUCUAUCUUCAUAUUAUUUUAAGGAAAGAUAAGUUCUGAUUCACCCAAAGGUUUGCUAGUGGAAUUUUUGGUUGAUAAAAUACAGUAUUGUUUGGGAUUUUUAUCUCCAGAUUCAUGUUUUUCUAGUCUUGGAAUCUCUAUCUUAUAAUCUCAAUGUUUCAUAGAAUGUCCUAAAAAAAACAAAAACAGGUAAUUAAUGAUUCUUGAACAAAACAAAAUGAACGGUCAUAUCACAUUGCUAUUCUCCAAAGCAGAAGCCCACUUGGUGACAUACCGUGCUUGUGUAUUACUUGCAGUGGCUGUGUUAGGCUGUGACAGCUUUUUUUUUUUUUUUAAGUAAGCUGCUUGUUCUACAAAGCAAAUGUCCUAUGACCAAGAAGCUGUGAUAUGCUAGUAUUUCUUUUUAUCAUAGUGUUUGACUAGGCCAAAAAUGAUAUCUUGACUAUUUUUACAUUUACUGCAAAACUAAAAUUUUGGAAUCUCCACAAGGUUUUUAUGUAACAUUCUCUUUCUAGCUUUUUAGUUUUAUCUUGCUGUACUGUAAUUUUGUGAAUAUUUUUCACCUGCACUCUUAGAAAUAAGUUCUUAAUUCUGUUGAUGGGUUCUCUCUCCCACAACUUUGCAUUUGUAUAUUUUCUGUAUAAAUUUGUUGUGAACUAAUCUUUGUCCAAUGUGGUACAUAAAUGCCUAGUUUUUUAAGAUAUCCUUUUUAUUGUGAAUAAAAAUAUGAAACGUAGAGGCCCUGUGCUAAGCCACGCAGAGAACAGCAUAGAACUUCCUACAGGUACAAAGAAGCCAGUUUGCCGUGAGCAGGGCCUUCCGAUUACCUCAAGUGACACAGUAAGAAAAGCUUGAAUGGGUGGAGGUCACUGAAUCCCCUACUAUGCACUUACCAGGACUUUACUUAAUUUACGAGACAUGGAUUUUUUUGGUUUUUUUUUACAAAAUGGAAACACUAACAAGGGAAGGAAUCUGGAUUUUGGCUUUUAUUAUAUUCUUGGCCUUUUUUUUUUUUAAGUAGUUCAAAUUCUGAAACAGUGAUUAGGGAAGAAAAUUGUCAGACACUCUCAGAUUUUGAACAUAAAUCAACUUUCCCUUGUUUGGAACAAUUUCUUGUCACUUUGUAAAUUUUGUGAACUCUGUCCCUACCUCCUUAUCCUCUCUCAGUCUCCUGUAAUUGUCUCUGGCUAUCUCUGUCUCACCUCCUGCCUGUGUUUGAAAAUUAGGUCAACUUUUAUUUCCAGUUCAUUGAUCUCUUAAGUCUUACCUUUUUUUUUUUUUGUGAUUGUUGUUGGCUUUGUAAUCUGCUGACAUAUUUUUAUACUUGUGUGAUUUUAUAUUAAAAAGAGAAAUGGUUGGAUUAAAAUAAUAAGCUAUGUGAUCUUCAUAUGAUUUUCACUUUCCAACACUGGGUACUAAAACAUGACGCAGAGAUUAUAUGAACCUGCUGUGAUAUGCUUGCCUUCCUUUGGUGGGAUUUGCCUUCUCAUUUUUUUUUUUCUGAAAAGAUUUAUCAUAGGCAAUUAGACUUUUUUCUUCGCAAAUAUUUAGAAGGACAUUAAAAAUGUAAAGAGUCUUAAUUUUCUCCCUCCUGGAGAAAACAUGCUUUAACCUUCUUAUAAAUUAUUCCAGGUUUGGAGGGUCAUCUCCUGGCCACCUAUUUGCUCUUAUUAGUUGGACCUUUUAGACCAUUUGUUAUUUGCAAUCCCAGAAUGAUUGUUUUUGCUGUUUAAAAGAUACUAUUUUCUUUCUGUAUAAGUGCAAUACCACCCCCCACCCAGGUCUUAACUACUAUGAUGAUUUUUCUUUUCUUUUCUGACUUAUGUUCCCUUAGCAAAUGAUAAGAAAUCCUUUCAAAUCAUAGGAUGCGUGUUCAAGGACACAAGAGGCAAAGUGAAAACCACUCCCACGUCAAAAGAUUUGAGAUACAAAAACCACUUGUCCAAUCUCAUGGCAUCAAUUAAGGCUAUGUUUCCACUGAAAUUAGUACAUUUUUGCCUGAGAAAUGUGUCCUAAAGUGGAAAUCCUUACAGACUGAAUGUUCUUGGACCCUUGACCAGUGCUCUAAAUUAAGAAACUAAUAUCUAAUACUUUUAUUUCAUUUCUCUUUUUGAAAGUGAAUUGUAAUAACAAAGCACUUAACUCAAUUUUAACCAUGUCACUAAUUGAAGAAAAAAAUUUUAAAUAUUUAGAGCUAUCCUGUUUUCAUACAAAUUUAAGUAAGAAGUAUUUUUCGUAUCAUGCAUAUUUAUAUGUAGUGUGCUGGAUUUCUUUUUUAUACCUGUGCUCCUGUAAUAAAUCUGCUGUAAUGUAAAUAAGUUUUAUUAAAAGAGAACAUUUCUUUGGCAGUUAUUUUAAAGACAUUUACUGCAUUUAUAUAGUAUGUGUCUUUGCCAUUUUAGAAUAUUUUUCUUUAACAAUACCAAAGGUGAUUAGACUAUUUUAAAGACUAAUUGCUUAACAGUUUCUAGGAUGUUUUAAGUUUUAGAAGCAAAAAAAAAAAAUAAAAAUAAAAUAGGUCAAACCAGUAAACCUCAUUUUUUUUUCAAACUAACAAUUUGGGAAAAUAACUAUUGUUUAAACAGAAAUAUAUAUAUAUAUAUAUAAAUGUAUAUGUAAAAUUAAAAUUCCAGACCUUGUAUGUCAGGUUCGCUCAGUGUAAUGUAGUUUUUUUAAGGCUCAAAUAUCGUACCUCAAAGAAUGAGGUUUACUAUGGAGAUAUGGAAACAGUCUUUGCAGCUGUGUGACAAGUCACUCUGCUAUAUACUGAUUUGGAGACCUCCGCUGAACAGUUUCAUCACUGCAGACUGAAAUGUGGGACUUGUUUUUCAUUGUUUUUAAUAUACGCACAUACAUGUUUUGUGCAUGUAUGUGGGUACCGUGUAUGUGUAUGAAUGUUGUAUAUGCAUGUGUGAAUGUGCGUCUGUAUGUGUGUAUAAAGAAGCUGCAGAAACUUUGUAAUACUUUGUGAAAAGGAUUAUAUUAUAAAGGUUUGUACUGUCUGAGUGCACAGCUACUGGAAUAAAUUUAGGGAAUCUCAGGAACAAACAUAAUUUGUCCAAGAUUUAUUUCUUCUCAGAAGUGUAAGUGCAGUUUUUAAUUCUGUAUAUUAUUUAAUAUUUUACCAAUAAAAUAAACUUCUGACAUAAAGUAUUUGCUAUAAAAAAUUUCUGGUGAAAAUUUUGUAUGCAAACACGUCUUCCAAACACAGCACAUUAAACCACGGAACAGAAGCAGGUUCAGUUCGGCUCCCAUAGCCUUGUGGGGGGAUGUAUCAUACUUUCUGCCAGAGAUGUAUAUGCAUGUGACCUAAUCAUUCUCCAUUAAAUUGAGUAGUCCACUAGAG
Ochotona curzoniae (black-lipped pika) is the source of this 9917-nucleotide messenger RNA. It is a transcript of the gene IKZF2, whose product is annotated as IKAROS family zinc finger 2. Gene Ontology annotation, molecular function: DNA-binding transcription factor activity; RNA polymerase II cis-regulatory region sequence-specific DNA binding. Lineage: Eukaryota; Metazoa; Chordata; Mammalia; Lagomorpha; Ochotonidae. Gene Ontology annotation, biological process: regulation of transcription by RNA polymerase II. The coding region runs from base 672 to 2252 and encodes 526 amino acids. The transcript is spliced from 8 exons. The record is from RefSeq and is a predicted model, not a curated record.